AUGAGUUCAAAUGCAAAUGCCGAGAAUGCAUCAAUAUCAAGCACAUACAGCAGUGAUAAUGAUGAUCUCUUGUUAAAAGCUGUAAAUGAAAUGCCAAGUAAUAAUAUAACACCUGACCCGAGUUCUUUAUCGCUAUCUCAGGCUUUUCCGAAGGAUGCCCAAAAUAAUACAAAAUCGAAUAUGAAUAUUAAGACUGCUAUAGAAAAAAUAACAAAAAUUACGGAAAAUCAAAAAUCAAAAGAAAAUUCAGAGCCAUUAUCAACGAAAAAAUCUUCUUCACAAUCAAAUGAUGAAACUGUUCCAAUUGUGUUAGAUAGAAAUCCACGAAUUUCCGAAAAUGUUUUAGUUCCUCAAUCAAGCAUUGAUUCUCAAACAAAAGAAGGAAAUGGUAAUGAUAGUUUAGAUAAUUUGGGUUCCGAAUACGAUGAUCCUGUAAUUAUAGGCGUUAUAAAUUCUAAUGAGAAUAAAGAAACUGAAAAUAAGAAAGGAAAUAAGAACAAAACAACUCCAAAGUCGAAGGACAAUUCAAAAUCCGCUUCAUCAAAGACGGAAAAAACAAAAUCACAUAUGUCUACAAGAUCUUCUCAAAAUAAAUAUGAAACUAAUAGUAAAACAACCAAGAAACAAACUGCUAAACAAAAUACUUCAAAAACAAAUGAAGAAAAUAAAAAUCAAAAAUCAAAAUCAAAAACAACAGAAAAAUCCAAUGAUUUACAGUCAAAACCUGAUACUAAAAUCAUUACCAAAGCAAAAACAGCAGAAUCUACAUCAAAUAGAAAAAAUUCAAAAUCAAAUAAAGAUAAUAAGCUUCAAAAUGAUGAUUCUUUAGAUGAAUCAAGUGAUACAACACCAGAGAAACUCUCAGAAGCCAGUUCUUCUGAAAAAAUUUCAGAAUCUUCUUCAGAUUCCUCAGAAAGUGAAGUUCUUGAUAGUUAUUCAUCAGUUAGCAGGAGUUCAAGUAUAAACUCUUCAAAUAACAGUGAUUCUGAUUCAAUUUCCUCAGAAAAUUCCGAAAUCAAGAAAUCCAAACGAAAAGACACAAAAAGGAAGAGUUUUUCACAAAAAACCAAUAAACCUGAACCAAAAAACAAACAAAGGAAGGCACAGACACAAAAACAAACGAAAACAAAAACAAAUAAAAAGAAAUAUCCAAAUAGUUUCGAAGAAACAUCAUCAAACCAAGAAAUAUCAAAUGAUUCUGUUGAAGAACCUCCAAUUCCAAAAGUAGAAGUCGAUGAUACUUUACCUCCUUUUAUUCCAUCUCCUUAUUACGAAACUGUUUACAAAAUAUACAGAUUUUUUGAUGAAAAAAUUCCUUUUGUUUCCAUUUUGAUUGCUAUUCAUCAAUCAUUUGGUGACGUGUACGAAGCAAUUGUUAAACUAUCACAUGGACAAAUUGAACAAGAUACACGACUUUUUUUGAAGAAUCCUGACCCUGAAGAACUUGAAAAAGGUCUGAGAUAUUAUACUUAA
Trichomonas vaginalis G3 is the source of this 1473-nucleotide messenger RNA. RefSeq lists its product as uncharacterized. The record is from RefSeq and is a predicted model, not a curated record. The coding region runs from base 1 to 1473 and encodes 490 amino acids. NCBI's taxonomy places the organism in Eukaryota, Parabasalia, Trichomonadida, Trichomonadidae. The transcript has a single exon.